AAUCUGAAUCCUCUUCACAGAGAAAUCACUAUUUGUUUGUCUCUGCAAAUCCAGAGCAGAUGAUCUGCAUUGUCUCCUUCCACUUUUAAGCGUUCUUCACUUUCUCUGCUGUAAUGGUGGGUUCACCGGAAGAUUUCCCCGAUUCAAAUCCGCGGCUUGACUCCGGCGACGACCAGCGAGUCUACUUCGUUCCUCUCAGGUGGUGGAAGGAUGCGCAAGAUUCGACAUCAAGUGAAUCCGAUGGGAAAAUUGGGGUUUUGUAUACUUUGACGCCAGGGACUUCAUAUGCGGGUCCAAUGAAGUUGAUCAACAAUAUAUUUAAUUCGGAUCUUGCAUUCAAUCUGAGGAGGGUUGAGGAAUCUUUGCGGAAUGGGGAGAAUGGUGAAGUGGGCGUCUCUGGUCUGGAUUACGCAUUGGUUCCUGCAGAUAUGUGGUUGCAGGCACUUAAAUGGCACAGUGAUGCUAAAGUUGCAACCAAGAGUGGCAAAAGCUUUUCAGCUGCUGAGGAUGACAUGGGAGAUGUCUAUCCCUUACAGCUUAGGCUUUCUGUUCUGAGGGAAACAAAUUCACUGGCAAUAAAAAUUAGCAAAAAGGACAAUGCAAUCGAGCUCUUCAAAAGAGCCUGCAAAAUUUUCAGUGUGGAAUCUGGGCAGUUGCGUAUCUGGGACUUUUCUGGGCAGACAACCUUAUUUUUCGUACAUGAUAGAAAUAGUUUACUAAAAGAUUGUCAGCGUCAAGCAGAUCAGGAGGUUCUCCUGGAGUUGCAAGUUUAUGGGUUGUCAGAUUCUUUGAAGUUGAAAGAAGGGAAAUGUAAAGAAGGGAAAAAGGAUGAAACAUUAAUGAACCAUGCUCAAAAUGCUUCUUCAGGUGCUUUGCCUUUGAUGAAUGGUAGCUCUGGCAGUGCAAACUCAAAUCUGUUCCGUAAUAAUUCUUUAGCAAUCUGUGGAAAAUCUGGAGAAGCAGGAUCUUUGGGAUUAACAGGAUUACAAAAUCUUGGAAAUACUUGUUUCAUGAACAGUGCCAUUCAGUGCUUAGCACAUACACCAAAGAUCAUUGACUAUUUUCUUGGAGAUUAUGGUAGAGAAAUAAAUCAUGAAAACCCAUUGGGCAUGGAUGGUGAGAUUGCUUCAGCCUUUGGAGAUUUGUUAAGGAAGCUAUGGGCCCCUGGAGCAACCCCUGUACCACCAAGAACAUUUAAGUCAAAACUUGCUCGUUUUGCUCCUCAAUUUAGUGGCUUUAAUCAGCAUGAUUCCCAAGAGCUACUUGCAUUUUUGUUGGAUGGACUUCAUGAGGAUCUCAAUCGGGUGAAAAGAAAACCGUACGUGGAAGUCAAGGAUGAAGAGGGUCGACCCGAUGAAGAAGUUGCUGAUGAAUAUUGGAAAAAUCAUCUGGCUCGCAAUGACUCCAUCAUUGUUGAUGUGUGUCAAGGUCAAUUUAAAUCAACGUUAGUUUGCCCUGUUUGCAAAAAGGUCUCUGUAACAUUUGAUCCAUUCAUGUACCUGUCAUUACCUUUGCCAUCAACAACAAUGCGGACAAUGACUUUAACAGUUAUCAGUACUGAUGGAACUGCCAAACCUACUUCACAUACCAUCACCGUCCCCGAGUCUGGAAAAUUUGAAGAUCUUAUCCAGACUCUCAGUGUUGCAUGUUCUUUAGGGGUUGAUGAGACUCUAUUGGUGGCUGAGAUAUACAACAGCCGUAUUAUACGUUAUCUAGAAGACCCUGCUGAUUCUUUAUCCUUAAUCAGAGAUGAUGACCAACUUGUUGCUUAUCGAUUAACUAAAGACAGUAAUAAUGUUCCUUUGGUCAUAUUUAUGCAUCAGCAAAUGGAAGAGCAGUGUAUGCUUGGGACUACAAGUUGGAAGGCAUUUGGAGUUCCUCUUGUUGCAAGGCUUUCUAAUUGUAAUGGAUCUGACAUCCACAGUCUCUAUCUGAAAUUGUUAAGUCCUUUUGGACUGCCUGUUAAAGAUGUGUUGGAUGACUGCAAUGCCUCUGAGGGCACUGCUAUUGAAGGCAUUUCAGAAAAGGAGAAUGCAGGAACUUCUGUUUCGAAUGGGUUUGUGAAUACCUCUGGUGGAAAUUGGGUUGAAUCAAAUGCUGAUGCUGCAUUACAGUUUUACUUGACUGAUGAGAAGGGAGCAGUAAGGGAAUCAAAGAUAGUUAUGAAUGAGCUGGUAGAAGUGACAGGAGCUCCUAGCCAAUUGAAUGUACUUGUAUGUUGGCAAGAAAAACAUGUUCAACAGUAUGAUACAGGCCUUCUUAGCUCCUUUCCACAGAUUUUCAAGUCUGGCUCUUUUGCGAAGAGACCUCAGGAGUCUGUUUCUCUGUAUAAAUGUCUCAAAGCAUUCUUGAUGGAGGAGCCCCUUGGACCAGAAGACAUGUGGUACUGUCCAGGCUGCAAAGAGCCACGUCAAGCCAUUAAAAAGUUAGAUCUUUGGAGACUGCCAGAGAUUCUGGUUAUCCAUUUAAAAAGAUUCUCAUAUAGCCGGUUUCUGAAGAACAAGUUAGAGACAUAUGUUGACUUCCCUGUUGAUAGUCUUGAUUUGUCAAGUUACAUUCCCCACAAGAACAGUCAGUUAUCAAACCGCUACAUGCUUUAUGCUGUUAGUAAUCACUAUGGAGGUAUGGGAGGUGGCCAUUACACUGCAUUUGUCCAUCAUGGAGGUGACCAGUGGUACAAUUUUGAUGACAGCCAUGUUUCUCCCAUCAGCCAGGAGAAGAUAAAGACGUCAGCUGCGUAUCUUCUCUUCUACAGAAGAGUUGUAGAAUAAAUCAUUGGAGUUGUCUAGGUAUAUUUGGUGAAUACAUCAACAUUUUUGCCUCAUUAUUAGAAGAUUCCAUCUCUAUCAUUCUUUAGUAUUGGGCAUUAUUUAGUCUGAGUUGAUAGCAUUGCAGUGGAAAGGGGAUUGCAGGCUUAAGUAGGUUCAACAAUGACUGUAACAUAGUGUUAACGGGGGAGGUGAGAUUUGUGAGACAUGCUGAAGAGUAGCCAUUGGCAAAAGCGCAUGUCUCACCAUUUUUAUACUGAAGGGAAAUUUUGUAAGUUUACUGAAAGAGGUUGUUUUUCACCCUUUCAGAGGUGUAAUUUUUGUUUCUUGUUGAAGGAGAUGCUGAAUUAAAUUCAUAGCCAAUGGAUGAAAUAACUUUUGCAAUAUGCUCUUACUGCCUGUUUCACACUUUCUGGUAUGCCCCUUUUCAGCUUUUGUAGAGAAUGCUUUUGCUGGAAAAUUGCGAGGGUAAGAAAAGGUCAGUUUUACU
Molecule: messenger RNA, 3258 nt
Organism: Rubroshorea leprosula
Lineage: Eukaryota; Viridiplantae; Streptophyta; Magnoliopsida; Malvales; Dipterocarpaceae
Source: the annotation of a GenBank genome assembly